This is a messenger RNA of Helicoverpa zea (corn earworm), 8337 nucleotides long. RefSeq names its product pregnancy zone protein-like. The transcript has 28 exons. Bases 397 to 6966 code for a protein of 2189 amino acids. Lineage: Eukaryota; Metazoa; Arthropoda; Insecta; Lepidoptera; Noctuidae. The record is from RefSeq and is a predicted model, not a curated record. Gene Ontology annotation, cellular component: extracellular region. Gene Ontology annotation, molecular function: endopeptidase inhibitor activity.
GCGCCGAUCGAGAUAAACUAAUUACAGUUGUUUAUCAAUAAAACAGCUUUAAAUAAAUUAUCUCUAGGUCAAAAAUAAACUUAAUCGGAAUCCCUGUAAUUGUAGCUAAGUGUUCUUCUUUUGUGUGAAAAUUAAAACAGUGUGGGUACAUUGAUGUUAAAAUCAGUUAUUAAUUAACCAUGGGACUUAAUUAGAGAACGAAGAAAGCAUGAUGGUGAUGACUAAGGGUUUAUUAUUUGCUAUUUUGCAAACAAUCUAAGACUACUUCUAACACUGAAAAACGGUCAACAAAAGAUCGGAACUCGCCCAAACAAUAACAAAAGACUAUUAACAAUGAAAUUGCUAUCAUAUUAAUGUACCAGAACUAUAGUGUUGUGAUAUCGAGGAUUUUAAACUAUGAAAAUGUUGUGGUUUUGCCUGCUACUGGGCAUGGCGACCGCCCAGAAUAUAACUACUAAGAAAAUCGGAAAUAUUAUAGGCAACCCAUGCACGGACAAGAACCACCUUUUCCUAGCGCCAGGGGUGCUGACAGCAGGCAGUAUGAACCGCGCCUGCGUCUCCAGGUUCUACACUGACGGACCAGCUCACCUCAUGCUCUCACUCCUUACUGAGGAUCGGCAGACGAUAUUCGCUUCGAGAGAACUGGGUGCAGGUGAUGGUGGCUGCCUGGAUAUCAAUGCACCUCUGCUGCCGAACUCCAAAGCUGAUUUACUCGUCACUGUCAGGUACCCAGAAGCCCAGUGCGUGUGGGAGCGCCGGGUCCCGCUGCGUAUAUCGAGCGGGCGCGUGGUGGUGCUGUCCACGGAGCGCGCGCGCUACAAGCCGGGGGAACUCGUGCGCAUGCGAGUGCUCGCGCUCAGGCAGGACCUGGCGCCUUCACAUGGCGUGAUAGAAGAGAUAUGGCUGGAAGGACCUCGCGGCGCGUGGGAAGGGUCGCGCGUGACGCAGUGGCAACGCGUGCGCACUCGGCUCGGGCUCGCUCAACUGCAGUACCAGUUGGAUGACCUCGUGCCUUCGGGGAAGUGGACUCUAAGGGCUAGGCUUGGAGAUGGCUCUCAGGGUUCAUCAGUGUUUUGGGUGGGUAACUACGAGCUGCCUCCCUUCCAGCUGAGCGUCAGACAUGCUCCUAAAGUGUUGCGAACCAGCGAGCGUCUUGUGUGGACUGUCUGUGUCAGAUACCCCUGGUCAGAAGCAGUAGAAGGCAUGCUGGUCAUACGUCUCCGCGGCGCGGGCGGCGGCAGUGGCGGCAUACGUACUGCCGUGCAGCUGCGAGCACCCAAGGCUUGUCACAGACAUGCGGCAGCUGCCAAACGUGUGGGGCUGGACGGCACUGAUCCUCCCGAUGUUGUGGUAGCUGACUUCUCUUUUCAGGAGGAAGGCACCAGGAUUUGGCAGAAUACGACAGUGGUGUCACAAGUGGUGGACAAGGCUAUUACUUUGGAGUUCCUCACGAAGCAUCGAGCAGUCAUAGCUCCUGGGUUGCCGUACAAAUUGAAGGUUAAAGCCACUCGCUGGGAUGACAAGCCAGCUCCAAACGAGAUGGUCCGAGUAUGUCGCUACCCCACACAUCUGGGUGAUACAACACAAACGAAGGAUGGCAACACUAUGUGUGCUGAGGGCGCCACUGAUGCCAGUGGUGUUGCCAGGCUGCUGUUCGCUGCAGGAGAUGAUGCGGCGCCUUUGUAUAAGUUUGAGGCCCAACUAUCAAACGACACUACAAUAUCAGCAGUCCCCCUCACUCUACCAGUGCGUCACUCGUCGUCAGUGCACGCGGCGCUCGGCCCUCUGAAGGCAGAGUCCCGGCAGGCGAGGACGUUUGUACCUCUGUAUCUGCAUACUAACAGUACUGCGAAGCCGUAUACUGUGCAUUUUGUGGUGAUAACCCGAGGAGGCAUAAUAUACCGCUGGGGAGCCACCACACAAUGUCCGACCUCCACCUCAACAGACCAGGUGCACACCGCGCCACGGAACUCCAAGUGCAACAAUCUUCGAGUCGUCAUGGCACAACGGCAACCCCCAACUAAAAGGACUGUCAGACAAGUCACUAACAAUACUGACAGUGGCAAUGCUUCGAGUGCCUCAGGCCAGCACGACGUUCUCAUGGCACAAAGAGUUACCUCCAACGUUUCUGUUGAUGUAUCUGAUGCGCUUUUGGAAAGGCAUCUGUUGAGGAUCAUGUUGCCGAUAAAGGUCUCCCAUCAGAUGUGUCCGGAUAGUCAUCUGAUUGCGUACUUUUAUCAUGAAGGGGAGUUGGUUAGUGCGAGCAAGCAUUUCGAGAUGGAAGAGUGUUUUGGUAAUAAGGUGGAAGCAACCUGGCUAACCCGUCAAGCCCAGCCAGGGUCCACGGUCUCUCUUCAUAUCUCGACUCCUGGGCCAGCACUAUGUGGUCUCUCAGUGCUGGACACUGCAGCCAAGUGGGCGCAGCCACCUCACUCCCCUAAGGAACAGCUCAUGUCAGGGUUACGGAGACUGAUUGAUAGCCACAGGAAUCUGACGGAGUAUGAUGCUGCUGGGGUCUGCUUUUUGAAUAACGACAGCCCAGAGAUCCCUUCUUCAAGCAUAGAGCUGACAGCAUCGUGGAUGGCUGCAGCCGGAGUCAGGCUGAUCGGAGGGGACCCUCACGUCGGCAAGCAUUGCACGCCUCAUGCACCUGCCUUGCUCGUGGUCGAGGAAACUAAUGUGCCUAGGAGUGACUUCUCUGAGGCGUGGCUGUGGCGCCUGAUAGGCGUGGGCAGUAACGGCACGGCGGUGGCGAGUGCGCGGGCGCCGGACUCCAUCACGCGGUUCGACGCGGCCGCUGUCUGUGUGUCGAGGAGUGGAGUCGCUAUGUCUAGUCCUGCUGUGUUGCAGGUGUUCCGCGAAUUCUUCAUCCACGCGGACAGUCCGAGGCGGCUCCGCAGAGGAGACAGCACCAUCAUACGCUACAGGAUCUUCAACUACCUGUACCAACCGCUCAGUGUCCAAAUCCAAAUCCUCACAGAUCCCCACGUGGAAGGUCCCAAAGAGCUGGUAGAGUCAGCCUGCGUGCAAGCUCGGGCAUCCAUAGCGCGACGGUUCGAAGUAAAGGCACGAGUCGCCGCGCCCGCUCGCGUCAGCAUCAGGGCUAAGGCUGUCAGUGACGGCAACUGCGGGAAUAUUACCAGCGGGAAUACUGGUGUCAGUGACGAAGUGAUCAUCCGCAUCACCGUUGAUCCAGAAGGUAUUCCAAUCCGUGAACAGAAGUCUACACUACUCUGCGGAAACAACAGCAAAGAGUUGGGCAAUUCAGAAGUUUUGUGGGACUGGCCGCCGGUGAAAACUGUACCUGGUACUGAAACCCUCACCGUGUGGGCAGUUGGAGAUGUCACUGGACCUUUGUUAGCUGAUGCAGACUCUCUACUCCUACUACCUCGAGGAUGUGGAGAACAGAACAUGGCACAGCUGGCCACCAACCUGCUGGCGUUACAUCAGUUGGAACCCACUUCUAUAGCCGCGCUCAGUGCUAAGGAAUAUGUGGCUAGAGGGUUCACUCGUCAGCUACAAUACGUGCACCCGUCAGGCGGGUUCAGUGCGUUUGGUCCGUCGGACGCAACUUCCUCCACCUGGCUCACUGCCUUCGUUAUCAAACAUUUGAGGAAGGCGCAUAAACUCUUAUGGCCAAAUCUCCAAGUGCCGCCCGCUAUCAUCCGCGCGGAACGAUGGUUGCUCAACCAGCAGAUGGAGAACGGCUGCUUCAGGAGUGAGGGACAGGUGUUCCAUAGAGAGCUCAGAGGUGGGCUGAACGACGACGGCGAGAUCGCAAGCGUCGCCCUCACAGCAUACGUGAUCACUUCCCUCAUCGAAAGCUCUUCCCCCUUCCCUCUCCGCGUCAUCCGCAACACCCUCUCCUGUCUCCGAGCCUUCCCCCCCUUGAAGACCAACCCUCCCUCUUUGAAAACCAGGGUUUAUGCCCUCUCUUUACUAGCUUAUGCUUACGUGAAGUUGGAGCGUUAUGAAGAGGAGAUAAAGGCUGCCAAUGAGGCCUCUUUGAGGAGGAGUGCGGGAAAGUUGGAGGAAGAUGAGAAGGACAAGCAGGUGCUUGGGUUGCUGAAGUUGGCGCAGAGGAAUGGGGAUUAUGUCUGGUGGGAGGCUAGCAGCCUAUCAACCUCAAUAGAAGCGACCUCAUACGCGUUACUAGCGCUCCUGUCAGCGCACGGCGUGGCGGGCGCGGCGGGCGCGGCGGGCGCGGCGGGCGCGGCGGGCGCGGCGGGCGCGGCGGGCGCGGCCGCGGGCGCCGCGCGGUGGCUCAACGCGCAUAGGAGUAGCACUGGCGGGUUUAUUUCUACACAGGACACUCUAGUAGCCCUAGAAGCGCUAACAGCUUGGUCUUCCCGAGCCCCGCACACACAUCUCAACGUGACAGCUCAAUGCAGUAACAUGAAACACAAGGUCACUCUGCAUCCAGGACACAACAUGCCUGAUAUCAUGAAGCUCAAGCCUGGGGAACGACUUAGUGUAGCCGUUGAAGGUUCUGGCUGCGCCCUCAUCCAAGCGACUCGUGCAUACAACGUGCUGUCGCCCGACUCCACUCCGCGUGACAAACAUCUGUCAGUUCACGUCUCCGUGCACACAGACGGACCUUUCGACUGCGAGAAUAACGGCACCAGCUGUUUCUGUGCGGCUGUUAUUGAGGCAUGUGUGGUGUGGACGGGCAAUUUCCCCGAGAUGGCGCUGCUGGAGGUGACGCUGCCAGGCGGCUUCGGCGCAGACGCACAGCUACUCUACUCACAACUGCAUAAGCCUAGCACAUUACUACGCCGCAUUGAGCUGACCCCUUCUAGUUCACGAGCUACCUUCUACCUCGGCACGAGAGACGGAUCAGAUAUAAUCGGUAACGUGGGACACCAGUGUUACAACAUCCACGCCACUGGUCCAAAGGUCAAAACUAGACCCGCAUAUGUAAGGGUCCAGGACUAUUAUGUGCCAAGCGUCAAUGAUACUCAGAUAUAUACCAUCCCCGAAGAAUGUCUAGCCCGAAUCGUCCACCAGUCCAAAGAUUACCGUUCAUCGGACAAUCUCUUCAGUAAAGCCAGAUCUGCAGACUCCGAUGACAUCGUCAUCACUCACGAGUUCUCUUUCGAAGACAUCCCUGAAGGUAUACCUCUUGAAGAUCCACUUAUAUACGAUCAUUUAACUGAGAACGAAAACUACAGAGUCGCUAACGAUGGUCACGAAGAUAUCGGAAGUUUAGAAAAACCUAAAAGGCCCAAAGUUGAAGACCAGACUGAACAUAUAAACAGUUCUUUUGAUGUCCCACCCGAUAAUGUUGUAGCGCCAGAAGCUAUUGGACCAAAUCAAAUCAUUUUCCAUAACGCUGAUUCUGGAUAUUUUAGUGAAAGCGACGCUCCAGUUAGUAUUGAAAAUACGGUAAGCAAAGGUAUGGAAAAGGAUGGUUCUACCAUGGUAUCUGACGGGUAUGUUACGGUCCAUGGUACUUUAGACCGUAGCCAUAUUGAUGGGAUUGUUCCUCAUGGUGAAGGAGUUAUCUCAAAUAAUAAUUUCGAUGGUAGCAUGAUUGAAAAUGUAAACAGUCCUUUUGAGCAAAGUAAUCCUGACUUAGCAAGUGUAUUUUUGAAAGAAGACACAGAAGGUAACCGCAGUACUUCCAAUGCAUAUGAGAAUUCUAAAGAUAAUGCACACUGGGCUGAUAAUGUAUUUGCAACAACAAACGAAGAAAUAGAUCAAAGUAUAUUGGCUAAAGGUGCACCAGGAACUGUCGUAGAAAAUGAUAGUAAAUUUGAAGACAUACCUGAUACUAAAGGGCACUCAGUUUCUGCAGAAAUUUCUAGGAUUAACACCAAUGCUUACCAAGGCUUGGCUAAUCGUCUUAAUAAUGAAGAUUUAAAAACGUUAAUGAGCCCAAGUUCUAUACACGAACAAGCUAACAUCAACGGCAUAUUUACUGAAAAAGCUAAGUUUAACUAUGACGAUUUAAAAAAUAAUCAUGAUUAUAACAACAUAGCUAUAGAAAGUCCAAUAGGUAUUGAUGAUAAAGAUGUAAACCUACACCAUUCUCCAAUUUUUGAUGAUGAAUUCACAGAGCAUAUAAAACAAGCUGCUAAACAUAACAAAGAUGAAGUGCACUUCGCUACAAGAAAUAAUAUCAUGCAUGAAAUAGAUUCUUUAAACACUGUUGCCCACAAACUUUUGAAUGCAACACAGAGGCAUGACGUUCAUCAUGUAGACUACAAGCAACUGUACAGUCCCGACGACGAUGAUAAAGUAUUGAAUAUAAACAAUAACCAAAAUACAAUCUACAGCAUUGACAAUUACAAUUAUUUUAGCGAACUGCCUAAAACUAAAGAAAAUGAUUUUAAAAGAUCUUCAAAUGAAAAUAGUAUUAUAAAACCUCCAGCUGAGAAAAUUAUAGCCAAACCGGGGCCAGACUUCACGCUUGGGAACAAAAAAGGCGUAGAAAACCCGAUUUUAUCUGAUUUCCAUAUCAUAGAUACAGAAAAAGAUUUAGAAGUGCCAACAGGGAUCGAAGGACCGAUUCCGGCGGCUGUCCUUCCGCCGCCUAACUUCGUGCCACCAAGUAAUGAUGAUCUGAAAAGGAAAGUAGAAUUCAAGCACAGCCCAUUCGGAGGAGCUCUACAACACAUGGAGGCUCCAGCUCCGAAGCAUAUCCCACCAUCAACAAUAAACGUUUCGAGAAGACAAAGAAUACCUCCUAAGUUGAAUACUUUCCGGAACGAAAGACCGAUGUAUGAUGGGCUUCCCCCAGUAAACAUUGCUCCCCCCAAUCAUCAUCUUAGAGGGAUGCCAGUUUCUUAUCCAGCUUUCCCAGUGAAUGUGGAGAGACGGAUAGAUAUCGUGCAACCACCCCCUAUAGUCCCUACGGGGGAUUUAAGAAAUUUCCAAAGCAUUAUCACCCCCAACGGACCAUAUUUCUACUUUAAAUCGGAAAAUCAUGCUUUAAAUAAAAGAUAUUUCAUACCCUCACGUUAGAUUGUACACUUUGUAAGAGUAGUUGGGUUUCUGCAUUUAUUUAGUGUAGUAUUAUUCUCUAUGUAGCUGGACUGAUAGAAAAAACUUCUCAAUAAUGCAAGCUAAUUCUAUUUAAUAAUUUAACUACACUAAUCGUUUUUGAAAAGACAAAAAAAAUACCUAUAAUUCUUGUCAAACAAAAUAAUGAUUUGAAAUUCUUUAGAAUAGUUUAAGAUUGGGAAACUGCCUCAUUGUCAAUGCCUGUCUGUCACAAUGUUUUAAUGUUUGUUUGAAUUAUCAGUAGAUAUUUUAGUAAUAUUAUUUUAAUACGAUUUUUUCACUUGUAAGACUGCACUUAAUUAACAUUUUGAAUGACAGUGAAUUUACAUAAUCCUUAGGUACUUAAACAUAGUUAUGUUUGUAGGCCAUAUAAUAUACUUAAAGCACAAAGAUCAUCAGUGUCACAAUAUGACAGAAAUUAUAAUUUGUAAUGUAUGGAAUAUUGACAUGGCAUAAGAUUGCAUUGUAUGCAAAAUAUGAGCGUUCGGCUAAACUUGACUUGCAAAAAUGUAUAACCCUUUUGGCAGUCGACUAAAAACGUGCGUCAAUGUUUUAAUUUGUACGCGUCUUGCAGUUUAGUUUUUAUAUUUUGUAACAUGACGUUGCCUGUCUGUUAUUUAAAAAAAACGGUGAUAAAUGCCGAUUUCUUAUCUAACUUAAAAUACUUUAUAUUUCUUAUUUUUGAACUUGUAAUCGGCCCUUAGCCAACAUAUGUGAAAUUACUGCGUCAAUUAAAAAAUCUAAUUGGUAUGUGCUCUCUAGCAAGUCAGCCACUGACUAGCCUGAUCCUAACUUAAGUAGUAAUUAAGUCAAAGAUUCUUACUGUAAGUAAAAACAAAAUGUAGGUGCUAUAGAUAUGUAUUACCUAAUUAUUCUCUGAACUUAAGAUUAAUCAAUGUAAAAAAUAUAUACGUGUGUUUGUGAUAAGACAAGAAGUCUUUGGGAGUACGAUAGAUUUGCUGGCAAAAUGUUAUUGAUAUUUAAGCAUAGUACCCGCCAAGUUUUUUGUCGUCAUGGAAUAUUGCGCGAGUCGCUGCGCAGAAAUCAUUUUAUAAUCUGCUACACACAAUUACUGCCUGCAGGCGGGUAACUUUAAAAUCGUAAAGUUAUUUGAAAGAAGCUUCAACUAUCCCGUAUGAAAAUAUGCAUUAUGUAAACUUAUUUAAUGUGACUAACUAUAAAGAUAGAUACUAUGGUUAUAUAAUGUAACUUCUCGAAUAAUUAAUUUCAUAAUUAUAUACCUACUAUGAUAAACAUAAUUAUUUAUUGUUCUUAAAUAUUAAAGUAGUCUGUCAUAUAAUUUUAGGCUGUGAAUAAACUAAAUGAAUGUGA